AUGAACCAUCACCAAAACCCAGCUGAGACCCAUCCAGAACCCCCCUCGAAGCGGAGACGUCUCGAGCACCCGACGCCAACUAAGCACGGACAGGUCAAUUUCCAUGGAACCAUCGUCAACCCCAUCCUAGGCACCGUAUCCCCAUCGGUAGACGGAGCCAUGCACCAGAUGCUGGCUACCCCUGCGCCAGACUGGGUGAUGGAGGAUGCGCAGGAACCCCAGGAGUGUCCUUGCGGCCACCUCCACGGGCCAGGACAAGGCAGUAACCACGACGUGCACGCCGUGGGCUUGGGAGCCCCUCUCCUUCGAGGCCCAGACUAG
Molecule: messenger RNA, 321 nt
Organism: Suhomyces tanzawaensis NRRL Y-17324
Lineage: Eukaryota; Fungi; Ascomycota; Pichiomycetes; Serinales; Debaryomycetaceae
Exons: 1
Coding region: 1-321 (106 amino acids)
Source: RefSeq, a predicted model, not a curated record